Paramecium octaurelia is the source of this 4201-nucleotide messenger RNA. The record is from the annotation of a GenBank genome assembly. Lineage: Eukaryota; Ciliophora; Oligohymenophorea; Peniculida; Parameciidae.
AUGUCAGUUUAUGGUUAAAAAGAACUAAAUCAAGAAAACUAAAUUAUAAAAUCCAAAUUAUUUUGUGAAAUUCUGAAUGGAAUAGAUGAAUAUAUAUAAAUUUUACAAUUGGAGAAUAACAUGUUUGGGAUUAAAGCUUCAGACUCCACAUAUUAGAUAGCAUUCAAUUCAACAAACUAAAUAUAAGAUUACUAAGAUGUGCUAAUAAUUUAAGCUAACAAGGAAUUUGAUGUAAGAUGAAAAUUAUUCUUUAGAUUAAUGUGUACUUUAAUUUUCCUGAUUAUCAAAUAAAAAGCAAUUAUGUUGGUGGGCUUUUGCAUAAACAAAUGAAAUUUUUUAUAGAUGAUGAAAACCAAAUUUAUUUGAAUAUCAUUACAUUUUCUCAAACUUCAUAUAAAGAAUUCAACCUAAAAGACUUUGGUAAAAUUAGUCUAUAAUAAAUAUAUGAUGACUCUGAAUCAAUUUUUCUCUAAAUGAUAUUUGUAACUCCGUAAAAUGUAGAAGCCCAAAUAAAUAACAUCAUUUCAAAUUUGAAUUAAUUGAAUAGAAUUUGUAAAAUUAAUGAAUGCAGAACUGAUUUAUAGUUACAGCAUUUUAUCGAAUAAACAGACAUCUUCCAAAUAUACCCAGCAAAUAUAUUAAAAGGUAAAAUUUUAAAUAAUCUUAGCCUAGUUUUCAAAAUAUAAGUACCUUUAAGAUUUUAACUUACAUAAUAAUAUAUUUUAUGCUGUUGUUUAAAGCGAGUAUGAAAUUAUUUAAGAAAUACAAACAAAUUCUUGCAAUAUAAGUAUGCAAGAUUAAAUUCUAAUAAAAAAUUCUACUUAUUUAUGGCAUUAGGAGUUCUGUAACAACUCAUAAAGUUACAUAUAUAUAAUCCAAACCAAAAAAUGUACUAUUUCUAAUUAAAUCUAAGUUAGGUUAAGACAUUAAAAAAUGUGAAAAUUAUAUUUUCUCUAUUGAGUCUAAGAAAAAAUAUUAACCUGAGAUGUUAAUCAAUCAUUUCGCUACUUUUAUUUAAAAAUCAAAUUGUAAAUCCUUGGAGAGAAUUAAAUAGCUAUUAUAAAUCAAUGGCAUCUUUUUAUAAUAAUAUUCAGUUGAUUCAGAAUCAAAAUAUUAGGAUCCUUUAAGCAUUAAUAAAGAGCACUAAGAUAGAAAUUUUAUAAUUGAACCUAUUUAAAAUUUUAACAUUAAAGAUAAAAUUGAGGAUGAUGCUAAUUAAAUUUCAAUUUUAGAAUUAUCUCAUAAUUUAGAUGAAAAAUCUAUAUAUAAGACAUUAAAUGGAGUUUAUAUUCCUUAAGAUCCUGAAAUAUUUUUAAAGGAUGAUGUUGAGUAAAUUUAAAAAGAAAUCAUAUACGAUAAACAUGAAGAAGCACUAACUUAAUAGAAUGAUUUUAAGAAUGAUCAAUAAUAAAGUUUAUUGUAGACAGACAAUGAGAAUUAGUAGAACAUUGAUUUUAUUGUUUAUGAAGAUCCAAUGAGUUGGAUAAGUUAAGAUAAUCAAGAUGUAGAAGUCUUUUAAUUUAAUGAGGAUUAAUAAACUACAGGUAGUAAAACAUCAAUCUAAACCAGCCAAAAUAAUGAAAUAUAAAAUAGUGAUCAAGCUCCAUCAAUUUUAUAAAGUCAUAAUAAUAGUAAUCAAGAAAAACAAAAUUAAAUACUAUAAUUUUAAGAUACACAUAAAUUAAAUUUAUAAAAUUAAUAGGAUGGUAUGAUAAUAGAAUAAUAAGCAAAAGUAGAAGAGAUUAUUUUGGAUGAUUAAGAUAAUUCACAGUCCAAAAUCAUUUAAGAGGAUUAAAUUAAAUCAUAUUAAGAUUCCUAAAGUUUUAAUUUAUAAGAAUAAUAAUAAGAGUAGUAAAAAUACUAACAAUAAGAGUUAUAACAACAACAAUAAUAACAAUAACAAUAACAAUAACAAUAACAAUAACAAUAACAAUAACAAUAACAAUAACAAUAACAAUAACAAUAAUAAUAAUAAUAAUAAUAAUAAUAAUAAUAAUAAUAAUAAUAAUAACAGCAAUAAUAUGAGUAAUAAUAAUAACUGGUAUUUACAACCUAAGAUAAUCAAUAAGACUCUAAUUCGAAGUAGGAGCCUAGAGAGUAAAAUUAACUAUUUGGAGAAAAAAAAAAUGAAAAUAAGGUUUAUUAAAGUCAUAAAAAAUAAUAUCAAGAGCCUGAUGACUAUUAUGACUAUGAUGUUUAUUCAUCAAUGUACAGUGAUUAUGAUAGUGACUAUGAUUAUCAUGCUAGAAGACAUUUAAGUCAUCAUCAUAGAGAACCUUAAAUAAAACAUUUCCAUCAUCAUUCUCAUCACAUAUCCAGAGAAGAGAGGGAUUACGAUGAUAUAAAGGAAAAUUUAAAUGGAUAGAGUUAUUAAGGUUAAAAAUAAAAUUUAAGAGGAAAACAAAAGAACUAUUAAUAAGAAGAUUCUACUAUCCCUAUCAUUGCAGAUAGAAUCAUAAUUGAAUAUAAUUUUGUCAAUGCAAAAUAAAAGGAUGUAAAACUUAAUGAGAAUGAAGAAAAAUCUUAGAACGAAGGAGAAGAAGUUGAUUAAAAAGAAGAAAAAAAUAAUUAAUAAAAACAAUAAAAAGCCAAUAAAAAUAAAAAUAAUCAAGAAGCAGAAGACGAAGCAAAAGAAUCACAAUAAUAAGAUGACUAAGAAAAAUAAUAAAAGAAUAAAUCCUAAAAUAAAACUUAGAAUAAGGCAUAAAAUAAAAGUUAAGACAAAAAUAAGGGAGAGCCGAAAAAUAAAUCCUAAGAAAAACCUUAAUCAUAAGCUAAGGAAAAAGAGAAGAAUAAAGAAAAAGAAAAAUAAUAAAAUAAAGAAUAACCUAAAUCUAAGGCUAAAUCAUAAGCAAAACCAAAAAAUGAAGUUGAAAAUGAAGAUAAAGAGCAAGAGUAAGAACAAGAGUAAGAACAAGAAUAAGAAAACCAAGACCAAGACCAAGAGAAUUAAGAAUAAGAAAAUGAAGACUAGGAGAAUUAAGAAUAAGAAAAAAACGAAGAGAAAGAAAAUGAAGAUGAAUAAGCUCAAGAUUAAGAAAAUAAUGAAGAAAAAGAGAAUGCCGAAGAAAAAUAAAAUGAAGAGGAGAAAGGAGAAGAGAUGGAUGAAGAUGAUUAAUGGAGAGGGUUUAAUUCAAAAGACAAAACAAAAAAGAAGGGUAAAAGCAAAGGGAAUGGGAAUAAGGAGGAAGAAGAGGAAGAGGAUGAUGAAUUGUAUGAUGGAAAUGGAAGAUAUAUAAGAAAUCAUCCUUAUUAUCAUCAUAGAAAGAAUAAAAAGUUACAUUACCCUUAUAAUUAUCCAGGUAGAUAUCCUGGAGAUGAAUUGUUUGAUGAAGAUUUAAUUUGGAGAUAUCGGUGUAUGAAUAAAUAGAACAGAUAUUCAAAUCUAGAAAACCCAUUUAGUGGUUAUCCUUAUAGGCAUCGCUAAGUUGUUAAUUCAAAUCCUUAUUAUAAUGGUAAUCCAUAUCUAAGACUUAAUCCAUAUAGUAAAUAAACUUCUCCUACAAGUUGUGUUCCUUGGAUGGUUCGAUAAAAUUAUUCCCCUAAUUCUGGGUAUAGGAGGCACUCAAAUUUAUAUAGAGGAAAAUAUUAGGAUCCAGAAUAUCAAUUAAGAGAAAUAUAUCUUAGAUAGCAGUAGUAAUAGCAUUCAAAACAACAGGUUUAGAGAUAUAGAGAUUAAGUUGGCUAUUAUAAUUGUUAUGGUUAUGAUGACAUAGGUCCAUAUUACUACGAACCAUAUGAAAAAAUAAUAGAAGACGAUCCUGGCUAUUAUUUACACAAUAAGAAUAUUAACUAUCCAUAUUUUUAUGGUCCUUAUAAUUAGACUAUCCAUUAUGGUCAUAAUUAUGUUAAUGAAAGGCAUUUUAAUACUAAAGAUGGAUUGAAAUCAUAGAAUCAUAGGAUGAUCUAAAAGAAUGUUGACUUUGAAUAGCAAGAGGAUGAUAGUUGCUUAUAAGUGUUUGACAAGUGCUAUUUUAAGGGAAGAAGUAUAAACUUAUGUGGAGAAUUCCCAGUAAUAACGGAAGAGCUAAAAGGAUUCAAAGUAUUUUCCUAUAUUGUACCUGAAAACCUUGAAAUCAGAUUUACAUAAUCGGAUUAGAACGAAGGUAAUAUAUUUUAUGUAUAUAUAGAUAAUGUAUCAAACAUAUCUGGCUCUGAAGAAUGCUUGCAUACACCUUAUGAAUUGAUACCACAAUUAUGA